GCACAAGUUGUAACUCUGAGACACGAGUUGGACUCCAAUCAUACAGGAAGACGCACGGAUACAAAACCACGUGACUGGACUGGUCCUUCCACCUAAGUUGGCCAAACAAAGCGCAUUGAGAUUCGGCAGCAAACGCCCUCCGCAUCCGUCAGCAAGAACGCCUGUAGACAAGGCAACAACUUUCCACGGCGAGUUCCAUCAGCGACACCUGUCUUGCCGUGCUGUUUGCAGACCAGUAGGUGGACAGCUUGUGCGCCUGGAACAUCGCAGAUCCGAAGUAUUCGUCAUCCCUUCUUCCGCCGUGACGGGUCACAAGAACAGGCCCGUGAAAUCGAAAGGCCGAGCAACGAGUAGACAACAAGCACUGUCGGCAUUGUCAGAAUCUUUACUGCUGCCAAUAUGGCUUCAGCUCAACAGCAGUGGGGAAUAACCCCCCCGGUGUCAAUGGACUUGCCCACUGAACACGAACUGAAGCUCGACGAACAGAUGAGGGAGGAGUUGAAAAGACAGAACAACUUCGAGACAGCAGAUGGCCUGGACAAGCGCAAGCGCGUUCUAGCUCAUUUCGAUGAGAUCGCAAAGAUGUUUGUCAAGAAGAUUGCCAAGGACAAGAACUACCCUCAGUCCGUCCAGGACAACUCCGGCGGACUCGUCACUACGUACGGGAGCUAUCGACUCGGCGUUAUCAAUCCAGGCUCUGACAUUGAUACUCUUCUCGUUGCACCAAAGCACGUUGACCGCGAGGACUUCCUGGCUCAGUUUCCCACCAUCUUGAAGAACAAUUCGCCAAAAGGGAUGGUGCAAGAAUGUGUCGUAGUUAGCGAAGCAUUUGUGCCCAUCAUAAAGAUUGUAUACGACGGCAUCGACGUGGAUCUCAUCUUUGUAGCUUUAAAGCAAUCCUCGGUGCCUGACGGCAUCGAUCUCAAGGACAACAAUUUGCUUCGCGGCCUCGACGACACUGAUCUGCGCAGCAUUAACGGAGUGCGGGUCACAGAUGAGAUCCUCUCCGUUAUACCGCAGCAGAAAGCUUUCAAGACGGCGUUGAGGGCCAUCAAGCUGUGGGCACAGCGGCACGCUGUGUACUCAAACAUAAGCGGCUUCCCUGGCGGCGUUGCUUGGGCCAUGAUGGUAGCACGCGUCUGUCAGCUGUAUCCUAUGGCAUGUGGCUCUGUCAUAGUUGGUAAAGUGCUCGAUCUGAUUGCUCGGUGGAAUUGGCCGCGACCAAUCCAGCUGAAGCAGUAUGCAAAGGGCCCUCUUGAGGUCAGAGAAUGGAACCCAGCCCUAUAUCCCGGCGAUCGUCGCCACAUCAUGCCCGUUAUUACGCCUGCAUACCCCUCCAUGUGCGCGACGAACAACAUCACGCCCUCCACCAAAGAAGUCAUCAUACGGGAACUGAAAGCUGGAGGCGCUAUAUACAAUGACAUAUACCAUGGAAAGAAGACCUGGAAGGCUCUAUUUGAAAAGCAUACCUUCUUCACGUCAAGCUACAAGUACUAUCUGAGCGUCAUUGCUAUGAGCCGUUGUGAGCCGGCACAUCAAGUCUGGUCUGGCCUUGUUCACUCGAAAGUGCGGCGCUUAGUUAUGGCAAUCGAGAACGCAGACAGCGGUGUGAAUAUCGCGCAUCCAUUUCCCGACGGCUUCGAUCGCGUGCACAAGUGCAGGACUGAAGAGGAGGUUGAUUCGAUUCUCCAUGGAGACAUGAGGUUUCUUACGAAGCUUACAGAUGAGGAGAUUAAGGCAAGAAAUGCCGCAGCGGAGGCGCUUAGCAAGAACAACAAGGAUCCGAAAACCGUUCCAGAGGUGCAAGGUGACAUUAGGACCAUAUAUACGACCACGUUUUAUAUUGGUCUAGAGCUCUCAAAUACAGGUAACAAAAAACUAGACAUCUCCUGGCCGGUCGCCGAGUUCAAAACAAUCUGUCUUGACUGGGAGGAGUUGGUGAAAGAAACCAUGUCCGUCUGCACAGUACAUACACGCAACUACGAUCUACCGGCCGACGUUUUCAGCGAAGGAGAAAAAAGGCCAGAGAAGCCCAAAAAGAAGAAGGGGACGAAAGGUGCCGCGACUAACGGUUCGAAGACACCGACACCGAAUGAUGUCACGAAGAAGCGAGCGCUCGAUGCGGAGGUGCGUUCACGAACAACAGCAGCAGCACUCGAUAUGCGAUGUCAUUACAAGGACCUUCCGCCUACAAACGAAUGGCUACCAAGUACGGCGGUGCUAUCUACAGGAAGGGCACAGUAGACUCGCGAAGCUUGCUGAUAAAUUUUCGUCGUUCUUGCUAACAGAAUCUAUAGGGAUCAGAAAUGAGCGGCGCAAAACGAGUCAGCUCAGUCGCACCUACAGUAGCUGGAUGAGCGUGAAUCUACCUAAAGGUCUUGUUAAUCGAGCUUUCCUUGACGUGCUAUACAUGCCUCCUCUCCCCUCACCUUCGUAUUUGCCCACCCUGCUUGGAGCUGAAGUUCUUACCUCUGUGCAGGUAGCUUACAGAUGUCAACGACUCGAACAUAGAGGGAGGCAGACAAGACCAUGAACAUCACCAAAGAAGAAGAAGAAGAAGAAGAAGAACAAGAUCGGAUUCUUCGAACCGGCUUUACGCCUAUAACGUGGUUUAUUUCGAAAACUGACGUGGCUGAGGCUUGACGUAUUCAAUUCGCUCAAGUCUGUAGUCUGGUCUGGGCGUCGCAAGUCAUGAUGCUGUACAUUCCCUACAGGAACGAUAGCUCCGCUGUGGCUGAACAAAUGACGAAAAGACGACAACGGUUCUGACGGUAACGACAAUGCAGCAGUAAAACCACCAUCUGCCUACAGUCGACGACUUGGGAGUUGCAGAGUAUGCAACCCUCUCCCCCGUCUUUCACCUGUCCUUCGUACGCUGCGUGCUUGACGUGGUGGAGGCGGAGAGCACAAUUUCAAGGUCCGAAAUGACUGUCCUGCGAGAACACAGGCGGGACACUGUAGAAUAGCUAAAUGAGCCGUCGAAGCCCACUCAAAUAGAAACAAAAUAGAUGAUUGUCAGGAUCUACAGAUCCCAGAAA
Messenger RNA from Verruconis gallopava, 3038 nucleotides. RefSeq lists its product as uncharacterized. The record is from RefSeq and is a predicted model, not a curated record. Bases 400 to 2244 code for a protein of 614 amino acids. The transcript is spliced from 5 exons. Gene Ontology annotation, molecular function: RNA binding; poly(A) RNA polymerase activity. Gene Ontology annotation, cellular component: nucleus. Lineage: Eukaryota; Fungi; Ascomycota; Dothideomycetes; Venturiales; Sympoventuriaceae.